GGCUGGCAAGGGCCCAGGUGUGGCCCGGACUGAGUGGCUUAUUGGGAGCUUGGGAGGAGCCGGAGAAGAGACCGGUAACAGCAACCUGGGGGCGACUUUGCUCUGUGACAGAAGGGAAAUGACACUCAUCCCUUAUUAUUCAUCUCCAAUGCUCCGCCCCUUCGCUGAUUCACCCAAUCACACGCGGAUCUCCUAAACUGGCACAAAUAGUCUCCAAUCUUAAAAUAGAUAUGGCCACACCCACUCAGAAAUUGACAAGCACAACGACCAAUCAGAAUCUGCGUCUCGCACACGGAAACCCUAGGGAUUUCCGGCCCCUGGAGCGACCUGCCGGAAGCGCUGGGUGCCUAUAUAAGUUUCCGCGUUUCUCUCAUCUGCAGCAAGCAGUGAAAAUGUCAAAGCCAGAGGACCUAGGAGAUGCUAAUGGCGACGCCGACCGCGGCGACCUUUCCGGGGACCUGCGUAGUGUGCUGGUCACCAGCGUGCUCAACCUCGAGCCUCUAGAUGAAGAUCUCUACAGAGGAAGGCAUUACUGGGUACCUACCUCCCAGCGGCUCUUUGGGGGUCAGAUUGUGGGCCAGGCUCUGGUGGCUGCAGCCAAGUCCGUGAGUGAAGACGUCCACGUGCACUCCCUGCACUGCUACUUUGUCCGGGCAGGGGACCCAAAGGUGCCAGUGCUGUACCAUGUGGAGAGGACACGAACAGGAGCAAGCUUCUCAGUGCGUGCAGUGAAGGCUGUGCAGCAUGGCAAGGCCAUCUUCAUCUGCCAGGCCUCCUUCCAGCAGAUGCAGCCCAGCCCCCUGCAGCACCAGUUCUCCAUGCCCACUGUGCCCCCCCCAGAGGAGCUGCUGGACCAUGAGGCCCUCAUUGACCAGUACUUAAGGGAUCCUAACCUUCAUGAGAAAUAUCGAGUGGGGCUGAACCGAAUUGCUGCCCGAGAGGUGCCUAUUGAGAUCAAGCUGGUGAACCCACCCGCCCUGAACCAGCUGCAGACACUGGAGCCCAAACAGAUGUUCUGGGUGCGAGCCCGGGGCUAUAUUGGGGACGGCGACAUCAAGAUGCACUGCUGUGUGGCUGCUUACAUCUCUGACUACGCCUUCCUGGGGACGGCACUGCUGCCUCACCAGUCCAAGUAUAAAGUGAACUUCAUGGUCUCGCUGGACCACUCCAUGUGGUUCCACGCCCCAUUCCGUGCUGACCACUGGAUGCUCUACGAGUGUGAGAGCCCCUGGGCUGGUGGCUCUCGAGGGCUGGUACAUGGGCGGCUGUGGCGUCGGGAUGGGGUCCUUGCUGUGACCUGUGCCCAGGAGGGUGUGAUCCGAUCGAAGCCUCGGGUAUCCGAGAGUAAACUAUAGUUGGAGAUUAACUCGCUCGCCUGGGGCUCUAAGGACUCUUUCUGCUGCCAUUCCUUUGGCAGAGGUCACAGUUGAGCUGGGCUUCCUGCCUCUUACAUCCAAUAAAGAGAUUGCUAACACUGGA
Molecule: messenger RNA, 1479 nt
Organism: Rattus norvegicus (Norway rat)
Lineage: Eukaryota; Metazoa; Chordata; Mammalia; Rodentia; Muridae
Gene: Acot8
Product: acyl-CoA thioesterase 8
Exons: 6
Coding region: 231-1355 (374 amino acids)
Biological process (GO): acyl-CoA metabolic process
Cellular component (GO): peroxisomal matrix
Molecular function (GO): fatty acyl-CoA hydrolase activity; hydroxymethylglutaryl-CoA hydrolase activity; choloyl-CoA hydrolase activity
Source: RefSeq, marked validated